AUGUUCCAUAUUGCACAGAAUAUUGCUUUCAAUCUCAAAAAUCAUCUUAAAGACCAAUAUGAUGAGUUUAUCAAAAAUUUUUUUGAAGUGCAGCAAAUUGGUUUUGUUCCAAUUUUUGAAUAUCGAUGGAAAUCACUGCUUGAAAAAUAUAAUAAUGAGAAUGUAGUUAAUUAUUUACGGCGUCUUUAUAAUAACAAAGAAUCAUGGGCAAAAGCAUUUGUGCUUAAAUUAUUUACAGCAGGAAUGUCAUCGACAUCUCGGGUUGAAAGCUAUAAUUCAAAAAUUAAAAGGCUGAUUUUUAAUUCUAAUACAACAAUAUUAGAGCUUGUAGACAAAUUAACAGCAUGCAUUCUUGAGGAAGAUAAAAAAACAGAGUAUGCUUUAUUUCGUGCUUCAGUUCCCAAAACUGCCUUGGUUGCAACAGCCGAUACUAUUCUUCCAAAUGUUUGUAAAAUAUUGCGAAAGUAUUUAACUGCAGAAAUAUUAAAGAUUCAGGAGGAUCAGAUAAAACAAUCGCUGCAAUAUCAUGCUGUAAUAGUAACACAAAGUGAAUUGCAAAGAUAUCAUGCAACAGAACAAUCAGUAACAAUAAGUUGUGAUAAUUCAGUCCCUUAUCUUAAUGCUUUAGUUCAAGAUACCACAUGUGAAGUGCAGGAUAGAAAUCGUAAAAUUAUAGAUGAACGUAAACUAUAUGGAGAGGCAUGGGGUAAAGCAAGAGCAGCUUUAAUGGUAGCUGUUCGGCGACGUGAUUACAAUUUUAUUACUAUUCUUGACAAAUAUUUGGAUAAUUGUCAGGAAGAAAUAUCGUCUAAUAGUGAAAGUGAGAUAGAUUCAAAUAAUGAAGUUGAGUCAGAUA
This is a messenger RNA of Racocetra fulgida, 856 nucleotides long. NCBI's taxonomy places the organism in Eukaryota, Fungi, Glomeromycota, Glomeromycetes, Diversisporales, Gigasporaceae. The record is from the annotation of a GenBank genome assembly.